AUGGCCCAAAACCCUUACCUAUUGGCCUGCGAUAAUCCCUCGGCCCUUCUGGACCUGUUGCGCGCCAAUCCUUCGAUCGCAUCCAGCCAAGAUGAGUCCGGCUACUCAUUGCUACACGCCGCAUCCUCCUACGGUCACGUCGAUCUCCUACGCGCUUUAGUAAAAGAAUUCAAUGUCGAUGUCAAUCUUCUCGAUGAAGACGGCGAAACAUGUCUCUUUGUCGCCGAGCACACCAAGAUCGCACGCUGUUUAGUUGAGGAGCUGGGCGUGGACGUCAAUAAGAAGAAUGCCGAAGAACUUACCGCCGUGGAAAAGAUGGAGGCCGAGGAUGAGUUCCCGCAGGUUGCUGCCUACCUCCGCGAAGUCGUCGGGGGUGCUCCUGCCUCGGCAGCGCAGGCUGUCAGCCCGGCCGACGUUCUGAACUCCCCCGGACCCAUCCCCGGCAGCGAUAUGAGGGUUAACAUUGGCACAAUGACGGAGGAAGAGGCCACUGGGGGUAUGAGUGAACCUGAUCCAGAGUUCAAGAGGCGCAUUGAGGAGCUUGCUACUCGCGAGGAUUACUACAGUGAGGAGGUACAGAAUGAAGUGCGAGAAUUGGUCAAGGAUGCCAUGGCUGGCUCAAAUAUCGAAGCCAUGGAGCGAGACAUUCGGAGACGAACUGAAUAA
This is a messenger RNA of Penicillium paradoxum, 666 nucleotides long. RefSeq names its product ankyrin repeat protein. Gene Ontology annotation, molecular function: protein binding. The coding region runs from base 1 to 666 and encodes 221 amino acids. NCBI's taxonomy places the organism in Eukaryota, Fungi, Ascomycota, Eurotiomycetes, Eurotiales, Aspergillaceae. The transcript has a single exon. The record is from RefSeq and is a predicted model, not a curated record.